UUAUCGAAGUUAAACAAACCUUAUACUUCUCAGGGGGUUGUCCUUCAAAUAACACCCUCCAUGAAUUCCAAAUUCUUGCUCAAUUCGCAACGCCGAGAUAAUGGAGCAGUUGCUUAAGCAAACGAGGUUGAAAUUCUCUGGUGUAGGACGAGAAAAGGCAGAAGGAACCAGCAAUAUUAGGGACAGAAAGAUACCAACCCAAAAGACUCAAUCAUUCAAAGGAGACAAGAGAAGCCAAAGCUGGUUGCAGAGACAAUUCACCAGACAAACAAGCCGGAGCGAUGGCUACAGCGGUGGCGAAGACGAGCUAGCCGCUGCCGUGGCUGCUGCAACCUUUGCAGUCAACAAUCUCGACGAAGGUUUCUUCACGCCCAACAGCAGCCCGAUGAGUGCGGGCCCUGAGAGCACCUUAACCAAGGCCAAGUCCAAAAGGCACAACGGAUCGACGCAACUAGAAACUGGUGAAGAAUCCCUAAAGAGCGCAGAUAGAAAAAUACCGAUAACCGGCCCCGCCCAAACCGUGCAAAGACGUUCAACUUUUGCCGAGAAGCUCUUGGAAAGCACCGAGGACGCCAGAGAAGGAGCGCCCCCACCGCCAAAACCAUCCCCUUCCAUCAAGAAGGCCUCGUCAUCAGCCGAUAAACAGUUCAAGAAGGUCAACAGUAUGAAACCCGAGAUCUCAUCGCCUCCGAUGCCCGAACUGGAACCGCUUCCCACCAUCACACCCGUGCGUCCACCGCCGCCACCCGAACUCAAAACUAGUCAAAGUCCGGCAAUUCCUGGAGGCGAAUCGAAAGCGGAUGCCUGGAUCAGACAGGAGUCGUCUAGGAUCAAGGAAAGGUACGACAGCCUGAACGCAACUAUAGUCUCGUGGGAGAUCGAGAAGAAGAAAAAGGCCAGACGCAAAUUGGAUGUGACAGAGAGUGAAGUGGAGAGAAAAAGAUCCAAAGCAUUGCAAACAUUCCGGGCCGAGAUGGAGAGGAUUGGACAGAUUGCGGCCGGAGCGAGAGCAAAGGCAGAGGAAAGGCAAAGGAAUGAAGAGUUGAAGGCCAGAGAGAAAGCAAAUAAAAUCAGAACCACUGGGAAACCUCCGACCACAUGUUUCUGCUGCUGAAAUCGCCGGCCCUGGCUGGUUCUCCCAAAAUACUCGAAGCUGCGGAUGUAAGAUAUAUUCCUUCCUGUCUGUUUCUCGGUGUGAUCGCAAGAAUACCUUUGUACAGUUCUCAGUUUGCAAGAUGUUACAUGGCUGCCUCUUAUCA
Molecule: messenger RNA, 1259 nt
Organism: Rhodamnia argentea
Lineage: Eukaryota; Viridiplantae; Streptophyta; Magnoliopsida; Myrtales; Myrtaceae
Product: remorin 1.4
Exons: 6
Coding region: 101-1114 (337 amino acids)
Source: RefSeq, a predicted model, not a curated record